AUGAGACCCAACCUGGCAGUCCCGACCCCCUAUGGCUGUAUUGGUUGUAAGCUGUCACAGCCGGACUACCCGCCGGGCCUAGUCACCUUCAUGUUCUUCGUGAUGGUCUUCACCGUCAUCGUAGACCUGAUCGGCAACACCAUGGUCAUUUUGGCUGUUACAAGGAACAAGAAACUCCGAAAUUCUGCCAACAUCUUUGUGGUCAGCCUCUCCGCGGCCGAUGUGCUCAUGGCCAUCUACCCCUACCCCAUGAUGCUGCACGCAAUGUCCGUUGGGGGCUGGGAUCUCAGCCAGCUGCAGUGCCAGAUGGUUGGCUUCAUCACAGGGCUGAGCGUGGUGGGUUCCGUCUUCAACAUCCUGGCCAUCGCCAUCAACCGCUACUGCUACAUCUGCCACAGCCUCAAGUAUGAGCGGAUCUUCAGUGUGCGUAACACCUGCAUCUACCUGGUCGUCACCUGGGUCAUGGCUAUCCUGGCUGUCCUGCCCAACAUGUACAUAGGCACCAUCGAGUACGACCCCCGCACCUACACCUGCAUCUUCAACUACCUCAACAACUCUGGCUUCACUGUGACCAUCGUUGGCAUCCACUUCUUCCUUCCUCUCCUCAUAGUCGGUUUCUGCUACAUGAGGAUCUGGAGAAAAGUGCUGGCAGCCCGUGACCCAGCUGGGCAGAAUCCUGACAACCAACGUGCUGAGGUUCGAAAUUUUCUAACCAUGUUUGUGAUCUUUCUCCUCUUUGCAGUGUGCUGGGGCCCGAUCAACAUGCUCACCGUGUUGGUGGCUGUUGGUCCGAAGGAGAUGGCAAGCAAGAUCCCCAACUGGCUGUAUCUUGCAGCGUACUCCAUAGCCUUCUUCAACAGCUGCCUCAAUGCUGUGGUCUAUGGGCUCCUCAAUGAGAAUUUCCGAAGAGAAUACUGGACUGUCUUCCAUGCCAUCCGGCACCCUAUCCUGUUCAUCUCUGACCUCAUCACUGCUGUUCGUGAGAUGCGGGAGGCCCGGGCCCGGGCCCGUGACCAUACCCACACCCCCGACCAUGCCCGUGAGCCAGACGGUGCCCGUGGCAGUCCUGCUGUGGAGGGAAUCCUGAUGACCUGCCGGAAUGUUCCACUGCCUGGCGAUGCUGCAGCUGGCUACCCCAGACCCCACUCCCGGUCCUCCUCUGUCUACCGGAAAUCUGCCUCUAGCUACCACAGGUCUGUCUCUGUCCAUCCUAAACCCGCCUCUGUCCACUUCAAGGGUGACACUGUGCACUUCAAGUCAGCUUCCAAGCCUGCCACUAGUCAUGUUACUGUUCGCAGCUACUCCAGGGCUGCCUUUGGCCCAGCCACUAACUACCCUAGAUCCACCACUGGUCACAUCAAGCUUAUUACUGGGCCCCCUGAACUCCCUGGCCCCCGCUACCCCAAGAGGGCCACUAUUGGACACCUUCAUUCUGACCUUGCCAUCAUCAAAUUCCCUGAGUCUGUCUCCAGCCCUACCAGGGUGUCCUUUGAGCCCCCUGUCUGCCAGCCGGAGCCCCGUGUCCACCAGGCAGAGCCCCCUGUCGGCCAGCCGGAGCCCCCUGUCUGCCGGCAGGAGCCUGCCGCUGCUGCUGCUGCUGCUGCUGCCGACCUCUCUGACCCUACUGUAGCCACCACUGCCACCAAAGAUUGCAACGACAUGGUGGUUGUGGAUGUUGAAGAUGAAUCUGAUGAGAUGGCCAUGUGA
Fukomys damarensis (Damara mole-rat) is the source of this 1707-nucleotide messenger RNA. RefSeq names its product G protein-coupled receptor 50 (gene Gpr50). Gene Ontology annotation, cellular component: membrane. Gene Ontology annotation, biological process: G protein-coupled receptor signaling pathway. Lineage: Eukaryota; Metazoa; Chordata; Mammalia; Rodentia; Bathyergidae. Gene Ontology annotation, molecular function: melatonin receptor activity. The coding region runs from base 1 to 1707 and encodes 568 amino acids. The record is from RefSeq and is a predicted model, not a curated record. The transcript has 2 exons.